Messenger RNA from Mizuhopecten yessoensis (Yesso scallop), 1882 nucleotides. RefSeq lists its product as uncharacterized. Bases 1 to 1146 code for a protein of 381 amino acids. The transcript has 9 exons. The record is from RefSeq and is a predicted model, not a curated record. NCBI's taxonomy places the organism in Eukaryota, Metazoa, Mollusca, Bivalvia, Pectinida, Pectinidae.
AUGGCGACGUUCCCAAACCCGCUCAGCGGGAAAUUGAAAUCAACAUCUACUCCGACGAAGAGAUAUCACCCUUACACUCGGAUGAUCCGGAAAGAGGUUCACCGUGUAUACGACAGAAUUUAUGCCACAAUCUAUGGUCACUGUAUUGGAGAUGCCCUUGGUUUGUUGACGGAAACUUUGACGAGAGAUGAGACGAAGAAGAAAUACAGGGAAGUCUACCAUAAGUUUGAACUGGUGCACAAGAAAAUAUUGCCGGACAGUCAUCGGAGAAAAUGGAAAAUUGGAGACUGGACAGACGAAUCAGACAUCAUGAUUCUCAUUUUACAGUCAAUACUCAAGAACAAAGGGGAGGUGAUCCCGAUUGACUUUGCCAAGCGUUUAAUCGAGUGGUCGGAACAUGGGUUUCCGGAGUUGGAAGACGUGUGUGGCCUGGGAACGUGUCCGCAGGUCAAGGCGGUCAUCAACCACCCGCAGUUCUCAGAGGCUCCUGAAAAAGCAGCAGAAAUUGUGUGGCGUGACUCCCGUCAAUUACUGGCGACUAACAGUGCUAUAUCUCGCACGGCUGUGAUAGGUGUCCACUCUUACAGCACAAUAGGCAAAGUCAUCAAACACACCCUGGACAUCUGUAAAGUCACCCAUCCUGACAUCAGGUGUCAAGCAUCUUGUGUAGCGGUCACUGUUGCCAUUGCCCUAAUGCUGCAGAAAAAUGAUCGCCACAUGAAGAAAAAUGGGAAAUACAAUGUGAAUGGAAUUAUUGAUGAAACAUACAAGUAUGCAGCAAGGAUACUGAGUACAUCAGAGGAGGUGAAGGAGUUGAAAAGCUACAUGUCUUAUUGCUCCCUGAAGGAUCUGAAGCUAGAUGAGCCUGGGCGUACCAACUAUACAUACAAGACUCUAGGGGCGGGGCUGUGGGCACUCCGUCAGAAGGAUUUUAGACAGGCCAUACAGGACAUAGUGCUUGAGGGAGGAGAUGCCGAUGCUAAUGCUGCUGUGGCUGGAGCUUUGCUAGGCUGUAAACUAGGUGUGGAGGCCAUCCCGCCAACGUGGAUAGAACCACUGUGUCAUCGUAUGUGGCUUGACGAUAUACUGGAUGGAUAUUUUGAUAUUUUGGAGGGAAGAAAGACUUCUAAAGAAACGACAUUGUGACCUGACACUUAUGGAGUUGUCUUAAUGUGAUAACUGAGGUGUUCCCCAGAUAAAAUUGUGAUACGACAAAGAAUUCUACAGAUAUUCCUGUAAGGAGAGAGAGAGAUGGGAUUGUGAUACUCUACAGGGAAUAUUAAGAUUUUUGUGUGAGGAAUUAGGAGAUGCAAUGACACAAACCUCUUACAGAUGUGCAGCGGGGUGUGGGCUUUAAAUUUGCAAUCUGAUCCUUAGAUAAAUGGUGCAGCAUAAUUCCUGAAUAUAAGGAAUUGUUGACUUACAGAGACCAGAUUUGCAUGUUACCUCAUGUAUAUUUUCCGUUCAAUAGUGUAACAUGACCCAUGCAACAGCCUUUCUAUGGCUAAACGGGUCUUUAAUUACGUACUGUAUACCACGAAAAUUUCACCGCGGGUUAACUUUCGCCUUUUUGCCCUCCAAAAUGGGGGAGAAUUUGUCUUGACAACAAAUAAUAAUAUGCAAUAUAGUGUGUAAUCAUUACAUGUGAAGGGCAAAUUAACUCUUGGUUAGUAUAGAUUUCGUCAGAGAAAUGCAAAUGUUUCCUAGUAUACAAUAUAAACAUCACAUAGAAAGGCUGGUAUCCCUAUCAUAUCUAAGCUGGUAAAAGUGUUAUGUGUCUGCCAUUAUCUUUGUUAUUUACAUUUAUAUGUCACCUUUCGUUACAAUUCGAUACACAUAUCUAUAUACAAUGUCUUUCAUAAGUUUCAUUUUAUUAGCUCAC